AUGAAGGUGGAUCCCAACAAGGUAGAAGCCAUUAUUAAUUGGAAGCCUCCCAGAAAUGUUACAGAAGUUCAUAAUUUCCUCGGUUUGGCUGAUCACAAGAGUUUGAAGUAUCUCGGCAUGCAGAAAGAGUUAAAUUUGAGACAGAGGAGAUGGCUGGAAUUGAUAGAUGACUAUGAUUACUUGAUUGACUACCAACCUAGGAAAGCUAAUGUUGUAGCAGAUGCCUUAAGUCGCAAGAACAUGGCUAGCUUGAGAGUUUCACCUUUAUCCAUGGUGCAUGACUUGAGAGCACUACAUGCCAGUUUGGAGAUAGAUAAUGAUGGGCAAAUGGUAGCUACUUGGAAAGUGAAGCCAAUGUUGAUUGAGCAAAUCAAAAUAGCAGUCCAGAAUGAUGAUAAGUAUUUGAAAUUAGUGGAAGAGUCUCAGAAUGGCAGGAAACGAGAAUUUUCAGUAUAUGGUGAAGGCUUGUUGUUAUACCAGGACAGAAUGUGCAUUCUUAAUGAUGUGGGAUUGAAGCAGAUCAUUUUGAAGGAGGCAUAUGAUUCACCAUUUGCUAUACACCCUAGUGGGACAAAAAUGUAUAAAACCAUUAAAGAGCACUACUGGUGGACAGGGAUGAAGAAAGAUGUUGCAGAAUAUGUAGCUAAAUAA
Molecule: messenger RNA, 651 nt
Organism: Hevea brasiliensis (rubber tree)
Lineage: Eukaryota; Viridiplantae; Streptophyta; Magnoliopsida; Malpighiales; Euphorbiaceae
Exons: 2
Coding region: 1-651 (216 amino acids)
Source: RefSeq, a predicted model, not a curated record